CCCCCGACACAGAGUUAUUCCGCUUUACCAGAAUCGCAAUGAUCCUGACGGGCAUCUGGAAACUAGGGACGCCUCAGCAGUCUAAGGCCUUUCCAGUUGUAUAUCAGGCCUAUUCGAUACUGGCACAUGUGAUAUAUGUCUCCAUUCCUUUGUUUUUAACCAUGAACUUUCCGCGACUUUUGAAAACCGACGCAGGCAAAGGCUUCGAGACUCUUUCGAAAAUACUUUACUGCGUAUCGAUGGUGAUUAAAUUAUUCGCGUACCAAUCUCGGUCUUCGACAAGUUUACUCGCGCAGGCUAUUAGAGACGAGGUGGAUUUACUCCAGAACGGCGACGACUCUGUUAUGAAAAUCCACGAGAAACACGUAUUUUUUUGCAACUUGCUCAACAAAUUCUUCUGGUUGAGCACCGCAGGCGCAGCGUCUUUGCUCUGCGAAAUAGGACUAGUGGGUAGUUACAGAGUUCAUCGAAUGAAUAAAAAGUUCAACGCGACGUUGAAUAAGUCCCUGCCGCUGCCGUUCUGGUAUCCCUUUGACGAAAAUAAGUAUCACCGCUGGGUUCUGUUGGAGCAGUUCCUUGUAAUAUUAUGGGUUGGAUUUCCCGUGGCGACGGUGCAAAUGUUCAGCAAUUCGGUGAUGAUUUAUAUGAGAGGACAGCUGAAAAUAUUACAGAGUUAUUUUAGUAACUACAACGAGAAUAUUACCUACGUUGGCGAUAAUCUGAAAACACUGAAGGGGCUCUGCGUUAAGCAUCAACAUUUAAUUAGGUAUAUAAACACCGUGAAUAGUGUCUUUAGGAGUAUAGUAUUUGUUGAGUAUAGCAUCUCGUCGAUAAUGCUGGCCACGGCACUUUUUCAAGUGCUUGCGGGUCACAAUGUAACCUACAACAUAACUCAUAUAUUUGUAAUAAUCAGUCAGCUCUUACUUCUAGCAUGGUCAACGGAUGAAAUUGUUUCUCAGAGUGUCGAAUUAGCUUCGGCACUUUAUAGUAGCAAAUGGUACGAAUGCGAGAGGGAGUCUAGGAUUCUCAUUAUAUUCAUGCUGAUAAGAUGUCAGAAACCUUUAAGUAUUGAUAUUGGUUCGUUUGGGCCUAUGACACUUCGAUCAGCAAUGUCCCGUUUGAAGCUAACAUAUUCGUAUACAUCCGUUAUGACAUCGUGAUUGUAGAGAUUGGGGUAAUUAUUAUCGUAUUUGAAUAAAAAGAAUUGUCAAAAAGGACUGUUUCAUUUUCAAAAUUGCAAACUUUUGUUUUUGAAAAUAAUUCCAUUUUUUUACUUUUCUUAAAGGUUCGGUUCGCGUGGCCCUAACUUAAAAAUAUUUAGUCAAUUUCCUUUAAAAUUAGUGAGCAUCCAAUUAGUUUUGAUGAACGAAAUGUACAGUCGGUUUCACAAAUCCGUUGGAUUUAAUUAACUAUCCAGAAGAUAUAUUUAGAUUUAAGAUAUAUACCUAAUUAGUUUUAAUUAUAUACAAUUAAUAGUUAAUUCCUUUCAUUGUAUUAUUACCUCCCCGCAAAUUGCUACUAGGCCAUGCCUAUAUUGAUAUUCAAUAUUCCACAUUGAAAUCUCGCGUUCAAAUAAAUAACGCUUGUCAUUUCAACAUGGCCGAUGACAGUUCGUCAAGUCCCCAGGUUUCAGUUUAGAGGUAGCAUUUUUAAGGCAGUAUUUUCCCAAAAUAAGCCCAGAUCUCGUUAAAUGAUCUGGUGUGGAGGUUAUAGCUAUUAGAUAAAAUAGUGGCCCUACUACGGUAAAAACUGAUACGCCGCAGGCGGCAUUGAUAUUUUCGUAGAGAAGGAAACGAUUUUCCGAACAUGCCUCUACAUUUCAUCCGCUAACUUGUACUUUGAGCCAUUUCUACCUUCUUAAUUUUUUGUUGUUGUUGCUUCAUAAGUUCCUGUAUUGUCAGCAUAGGCAGGGAGCCUAUAUCUCUAAUAGCUAUAUGAUGGAGAUCGCUGCUUAGAAUAAAAACGACGCAAAGCGUAGGCUCGGAUGUGAAAUUUAGGGGCGUGCGCUCUGAGUUCCAUCAAAUUUUACAAUGAUUUGCCCACUAUAUUAUUUAAUAAUAUAUGCUCACCACUUAUACUAGCUUAUUUUCCCUUAAAUUUGGUUUUGACUGACCCUUUUUACAUCUCAAAUCAUCAUGAUGUUUGGACUGCAAAUGUCUGAGUGCCGUUAGUUUACCAUAAAUUGCUACAAUAGGUAUUUGGGUAUAAGUAACGGGUUAGGGAUUUAGUAUUAUUGGGCUAAUGGGUACUGGUCCUUUUUUUCGUUUUCCUAUUGACAGAGUAGACAUUAUCAGAACUUUAAACUCACUUGGUUACACGUUUAACCAUUUAUUGCCACCUUUCUUGACGUAGGACGGAGCUUAGUUUGCUGUUAGAUUACUGCAUGACCUCAUUUGGUCUAGUCCAGCCUAUUGGUGAACUCUAUACCUGGGUAUCCUCAUUUCGUAUUUAUAGAUAGCCGCAAU
This is a messenger RNA of Cylas formicarius (sweet potato weevil), 2465 nucleotides long. Its product is annotated as odorant receptor 67c-like. NCBI's taxonomy places the organism in Eukaryota, Metazoa, Arthropoda, Insecta, Coleoptera, Brentidae. The record is from RefSeq and is a predicted model, not a curated record. The transcript has 7 exons. Gene Ontology annotation, biological process: detection of chemical stimulus involved in sensory perception of smell; sensory perception of smell. Gene Ontology annotation, cellular component: plasma membrane. Bases 39 to 1160 code for a protein of 373 amino acids. Gene Ontology annotation, molecular function: odorant binding; olfactory receptor activity.